Caenorhabditis remanei is the source of this 363-nucleotide messenger RNA. RefSeq lists its product as uncharacterized. Gene Ontology annotation, molecular function: RNA polymerase II transcription regulatory region sequence-specific DNA binding; protein dimerization activity; DNA-binding transcription factor activity, RNA polymerase II-specific. The transcript has 3 exons. The record is from RefSeq and is a predicted model, not a curated record. NCBI's taxonomy places the organism in Eukaryota, Metazoa, Nematoda, Chromadorea, Rhabditida, Rhabditidae. Gene Ontology annotation, biological process: developmental process; regulation of transcription by RNA polymerase II. Bases 1 to 363 code for a protein of 120 amino acids.
AUGCCUGCUGUGAAAACAGAACGAAAAAAUGGACGAGGUGCUGGAAAGGCAACUGCCAGUAGCUACGAAGCGCUGAAGAUAGCCAAACAACGAAAGAUUGCAAAGAGGGAGCGCGAAAGAUGUGCAACGAUUAAUAAAGAAUUUGACGCUCUGAAAGGAAAAAUUGCAUUCCUGACUGCUGGAAUCCCCGUGAAACAGUUAUCAAAGAAAAUGGUUCUCGAAAUCGCUACCGAAUACAUAACUCAUUUGAAAAAAAUUCUGAGAUCUCCGAGUUUCGAACCAGCAGGAUCCAGCUCUACAGACGAUUUAGUCGUUGAUGACCAUGACUACUUUGGAACCACCGUGAAGAAAUUAAAUUAUUGA